Botrytis sinoallii is the source of this 1488-nucleotide messenger RNA. RefSeq lists its product as uncharacterized. Gene Ontology annotation, biological process: carbohydrate transport; transmembrane transport. The coding region runs from base 1 to 1488 and encodes 495 amino acids. NCBI's taxonomy places the organism in Eukaryota, Fungi, Ascomycota, Leotiomycetes, Helotiales, Sclerotiniaceae. The record is from RefSeq and is a predicted model, not a curated record. Gene Ontology annotation, molecular function: carbohydrate:proton symporter activity. Gene Ontology annotation, cellular component: membrane. The transcript has 5 exons.
AUGGUGACAACAAAUUCACCUGUUGUGGAAAACAAGACCACAGACGACAAUGUUAAACUGUCAGCACAGCAUCUCGAACGCGUGGAAACGAUCGACACAACUCAACCCGAUGUUUCGGACCUCAGCAUUUGGCAGACGAUCAAACAGAAUCCCUUCAUCGUGCUAUGUUGUAUCUAUGCUAAUAUGGGGGCACUGAUGUACGGAUUCGAUAACAUUGCACUUUCACUUUGUUUGAACGUGGUGCCAUUCCAAGCGCAAUUUGGUGAACAAGUAUCCCCUGGUUUUGGUGCUUGGGGAGCUGCACCUGUGUCAGAUCGUUUCGGUCGUCGUGUUUCCUUCUGUGUAUCUGGACUCAUCUCAAUUGCCGGGACUGCUGUUAUAUACACAGCCACAACACCCGGAGCUUUUCCUGGAGGCAAAAUGGUGAAUGCUAUUGGACUUGGUGUGGCUUUGACUACUGGUCAAAUCUAUGUAUCAGAAAUUACUCCUCUUAGGAUUCGCGGAGUAGCAUUGUCAGCGUAUGCUUUUAGCAUGAAUUUAGGAUACCUUAUCGCGGCAUCUGUUGCCUUCGAUCGUGUAACAAUCAUGAAUCAGUCUUCAUACAAAGUUCUCUUCGCCUCAAACUGGGUUUGGCCGCUAGUCAUUGUUUUAUUCGCUUUCAUCAUUCAUGAAUCACCCUAUUACCUUGUCCGAAAAGGCAAUUUAUCUUCUGCCACCAAAGCUCUUUCAAAACUUUACAAUAAGUCUAUCUCAGUCGAACCCAUUCUCGGUAGUAUGGUCCGAAUUACGCGUGAAGAAGAGUUCCAAGCCAACGCCAGUAGCGAAACUUCUUACAUGGACCUUUUUAAAGGUACAAAUUGGCGCAGGACAAGAAUCAUUCUUUACACAAACGGUCUCAAUAAAAUGAUUGGUGCUACUUUCAUCUCUAAUGCUCCAUACUUUAUGAUCACAGCCGGCCUUUCUUCAUCUCAAUCUUCAAUGAUUAUUGAAUUGGGUAUUGGUUUUGCGUUGAUUAGUAGUUUCUUUACAUUUUGGUUCAUGAAUUUCAUUGGAAGAAGAAAAAUGAUCUUAUCUGGUAUUUCAGUUGCUGUUGUUCUCUUCUUGAUCAUGGGUAUUACAGCAAGUGUCUCUUCAUCGAAAGCAUUCUCAUGGUGUGUGGGCGUAACACUCCAAAUGGUUUGGUUCACCAUCGGCCCUUCCAUCUCCCUUGCCGGAGAAAUCUCCUCUCUCCGUCUACGAGCUAAAUCACAAUCUCUCGGGUUCUUUUUCAACUAUUCUUAUUCUACUGUUUGGAACGUAGCUGUACCAUACAUGUUCAAUGCGACUAAAGGAAAUCUAGGUGGAAAAAUGGGAUGGAUAUUUUUUGCAACAGCUUGUAUUACAUGGUUUAUUGUGUGGAUAGAGAUACCAGAGACGAAGGAUAGAACAUAUGGAGAGUUAGAUGAGAUGUUCAAUGAGAGAGUACCUGCGAAGAAGUUUAAGACGUAA